Apaloderma vittatum (bar-tailed trogon) is the source of this 1227-nucleotide messenger RNA. RefSeq names its product inactive rhomboid protein 2-like. NCBI's taxonomy places the organism in Eukaryota, Metazoa, Chordata, Aves, Trogoniformes, Trogonidae. The record is from RefSeq and is a predicted model, not a curated record. Gene Ontology annotation, cellular component: endoplasmic reticulum membrane. Gene Ontology annotation, biological process: regulation of protein secretion; regulation of epidermal growth factor receptor signaling pathway.
AUGUCAGCCAGCGACAAGAAUGGGGGCAGCCAUGCCAGCAGCAGCCGCCUGCAGAGCAAGAAGCCCCCCAACCUCUCCAUUGUCAUCCCCCCCCAGGAGGCGGAGGAGGAUGGUGCUCACAAAGAGCCGUCCAAGGUUCCCAUCUACCGAAAGAGCAAGAGCCUGCAGGAACCGCGUACGGCCCCGGACCCCCCCCCCGGCUCCCGCCGACAGACGUCCCUGUCCCAGAGCAUCCGCAAGGGCACGGCGCAAUGGUUUGGUGUCAGCAGCGACUGGGAGGGGAAGCGGCAGCAGUGGCAACGCAAGAGCCUGCAGCACUGCAGCAUGAGGUACGGCAAGCUAAAGCCGGCCUAUCGCGACAUGGAGCUGCCCAGCCAGGAGGUCCCUUCCUUCCAAGGCACCGAGUCACCCAAACCCACCAAGAUGCCCAAGAUUGUGGACCCGCUGGCCAGGGGCCGUCCCUUCCGUCAUCCUGAUGAGACCGAGCGUCCUCACACACCCCACCACGUCCUGCCCCCGCUCACCCCUGGCGUCGUCUCCUUGGCGUCCUUCAACAGCCUCCGCUCGGGCCACGGCCGCCUGCCGCGCAGGAAGAGGGAGUCUGUCGCCCACAUGAGCUUCAAGGCAGCUGCAGCCCUUCUCCGCGGACGCUCUGUCCUGGAGCCCUUGGCUCCCAAGCAGAGGAGCAACAAGAGGAGCUUCAUGUACCCCAGUUUCAUGGACGAGGACAUGGUGGAUGCUGCCGACACCCUGGACUCGUCCUUCUUCAGUAAGAUGGACAUGCAUGACGAGAUGUACUCCAUGCCCGAUGACGUCUUCGAGUCGCCGCCGCUUUCGGCCACGUAUUUACGCAUGCACCCGGUGGGGGAGGAUGCCAGGGUGUCCCCCGAGGAGGAGCAGCCCACCCCGAGGGAGGGUGUCCGGCUCGCGUCAGCCGGGGCUGGCCCGGCUCCACGGCGAGGCAGGCGCAUCGCUUCCAAAGUGAAGCACUUCGCCUUCGACCGCAAGAAACGCUACUACGGGCUGGGAGUGGUGGGCAAGUGGCUGAACAGGACGUACCGGCGCAGCCUGAGCAGCAUCGUGCAGUCGCAGCUGGAGACACCGGUGAGCCGCAGGCCGUAUUUCACAUACUGGAUCACCUUUGUCCACAUCCUCAUCACCUUGCUGGUCAUCGGCACCUACGGCAUCGCCCCCAUCGGCUUCGCCCAGCACGUGACGACAGAGUUA